CAAAAAGUUAUCUCAGAAUGUCACACGUUGAAGAAUUUCAAGAGGUGGAUGUUUCCACUGAAGAACUGAAACAAAUCACAGAGAGACUUAUGGAGCAAAACGACGCUUUGAACAAACAUGUUGAGAACAUUUGCAAGAAAUUGCAAAAAAGGAAAGACUUGGAUGCUUCAUACAAAGACCUGAAAAAAUCACGGAAAGCUGCUAUCAAGGAAAACAAAAGACUGGUGAAGCAGGUGGAGAGUCUAAGAGUGGACGUCGAAAAGCAGACCCACGUGGAACAAAUGUGUGAAGAGGAGAGGAUAAAAACCUCUCAGGUCUCUGAAAGUAACCAGGAGCUGAGGACAGUAAUUGAAGCACUUCAGUCCAAACUUCAGCAACUGAAAGAAAUGAAAAAAGACAUUUCUGGCUUCAAGUCUGAACAAAACAUUCUGGAACAAGAGAAGCGAGCUCUGCAAUCUCAACAGAGGAAACUCCAGAAAAAGAUUGACCGCAAAGCACACCUGGAACCGGAUUUGAAAAAAGAAUUUGAUGACUUCCAGGCUUUGAUACAACAAACUGAGGAACUAAGGCAAAGCCUUCAGGAGUUGCAAAACCAAAAUGAGGAACAGAAGAGGAUGGAAGAGAACUAUCCUUCAAUGACACAAGAACGGUUACAACUCACAGAUCUGAAGGCUCAACUGGAAAAAGAGAUUUCUGAUCAGAGACAGCAGAAGGAGGAAACACGUCAGCUGAUUGCUCAACGUGAGGAGGAAAAGAGACAACUGGAAUUGCUUCAAGAACAAACAAACGUUCUCACAGCAGAAAGAAAUGCUCUAACAGAAGAACUGAAACACCGAGAAGCUCUGGAGUCUGAAUGUAAGGAGAAACAAGCAGAAACCAACAACUUGGUGAUACAAUUUUUCAACCUUGAACUCAAUGUUGCAGAGCUGAAGAGCAUGAUUUCAGAGUUUGACGAGGUGGAAGAAAAACUCAAUGUUGCAAAAGAGGAAAAUUUGAAGAAAAAGAAUCAAAUAGACCUUUACUGCAAAGAAAUCCAAGACCUGAAGGUUCAGAUACAAGCUUCACAAAAGGCAAUGGGUGCUCUAGAGUCAGAAAUGAAAGAUCUCCGGGAGAAAAAUAAGGAACUAAAAGAGGUUCAAGCUGAAUAUCAGAGAAUCUCUGAAGAAAAGUCCAAACUGGAAGACAAGAAGAAGCAGCUUCAGGAGGAGGUUUCUCAUCUGAAACAGCAGCAAGAGGAAGUUUGUGAACUGGCUAGCCAAUUUAACAACGUACUGGAUAAACUAGGACCCCUUCGAGAGGAAACAAAAGACCUCAAAGAAGAGAAAGAAAUGCUGACUGAUCUUCUGAAACAGCGGCAACUUCUGGAGACCGACUAUAAGGAGAUAAAAGCAGAAACUGACCAUGUUGCAGAAGAAAACUUCAACCUUCACGUUGAAGUGGAUGAUCUGCAGAAGAAGCUUUCAAAUUUUGAAGAUGUGGAGGACAGAGUUCUAAAAGCAAAGGAGAAAAAUUUGAAUGCAAAGAAAGAACAGGAGCUUCUCCAGAAGCAAGUUGAAGACCUGCAGGUUCAGAUACAAGCUCCACAACAGGCAGUUGCUGCUCUCGAGUCAGAAAUGAAAGAUCUCCAGAAGAAAAAUAUGGAACUUAAAGAGGUUCAAGCUGAAUAUCAGAGAAUUUCUGAAGAAAAGUCCAGACUGGAAGACAAGAAGAAGCAGCUUCAGGAGGAGGUUUCUCAUCUGAAACAGCAGCAAAAGGAA
This is a messenger RNA of Oryzias melastigma (Indian medaka), 1757 nucleotides long. RefSeq names its product early endosome antigen 1-like. The annotation marks the transcript as partial. NCBI's taxonomy places the organism in Eukaryota, Metazoa, Chordata, Actinopteri, Beloniformes, Adrianichthyidae. The record is from RefSeq and is a predicted model, not a curated record. The transcript has a single exon.